GCUGCCUGGAUAUAGUGCGUCAAGGAGCGGAGCUUGCAGUCACUUUGCGAGGAGGAGCGCGCGGGCUGCGGGCGGCUGGGGCACCCCGGGAGCAGCGGCGGUCUAGCAGAGGUGGCCGUGGCAGCGGAAGGUUCUCUCUCCAGGGCUGGACUUAAUAACUUUGGAACUGUCCACCAGUGUCACGUCCUGAACAUGAGCCUCCUCCUCUCCUUCUACCUGCUCGGGUUGCUUGUCAGUAGCGGGCAAGCUCUUCUUCAAGUGACAAUUUCACUUAGCAAAGUAGAGCUUAGUGUGGGCGAAUCUAAAUUCUUCACAUGUACAGCAAUUGGUGAACCUGAGAGUAUAGAUUGGUAUAACCCUCAAGGAGAGAAGAUAAUUUCAACCCAGAGGGUAGUGGUACAGAAAGAAGGCGUUAGGUCAAGAUUAACCAUCUACAACGCUAACAUAGAAGAUGCAGGGAUAUAUCGCUGUCAAGCAGCAGAUGCCAAAGGACAGACACAGGAAGCUACGGUAGUUUUGGAAAUUUACCAAAAACUCACUUUCAGAGAAGUGGUUUCUCCUCAAGAAUUCAAACAAGGGGAAGAUGCAGAGGUCAUUUGCCGUGUUAGCAGUUCACCUGCACCUGCCGUCACCUGGUUGUAUCAUAAUGAGGAAGUCACUGCAAUUUCCGACAGUCGUUUUGCCAUGUUAGCUAACAAUAAUCUGCAGAUUCUCAACAUCAAUAAAAGUGAUGAAGGUAUAUAUAGAUGUGAAGGAAGAGUGGAAGCCAGGGGAGAAAUUGACUUCCGUGAUAUCAUCGUUAUUGUUAAUGUGCCACCAGCAAUCACAAUGCCUCAGAAAUCAUUUAAUGCCACAGCAGAGAGAGGAGAAGAGAUGACAUUGUCCUGCAGGGCUUCAGGCUCUCCAGAACCUACCAUCUCCUGGUCAAGGAAUGGCAAGCUCAUUGAAGAAAGUGAAAAGUACCUUUUGAAAGGAAGCAAUACAGAACUCACUGUCAGGAACAUAAUCAAUAGUGAUGGAGGGCCUUAUGUCUGCAGGGCCACAAAUAAGGCAGGAGAAGAUGAAAAGCAGGCAUUUCUCCAAGUCUUUGUACAGCCUCACAUAAUACAGCUUAAAAAUGAGACUACAUAUGAGAAUGGUCAUGUCACGCUCGUCUGUGAAGCAGAAGGGGAGCCUGUCCCAGAAAUUACUUGGAAAAGGGCAGUGGAUGGCAUCACAUUUUCUGAAGGCGAUAAGAGCCCAGACGGCCGCAUUGAAGUCAAAGGGCAACAUGGAAGCUCAUCACUGCAUAUUGAAGAUGUAAAGCUGUCAGAUUCAGGGAGGUACGACUGUGAAGCAGCAAGUAGAAUUGGAGGACAUCAAAAGAGCAUGUACCUUGAUAUUGAAUAUGCUCCUAAGUUUAUAUCAAACCAAACAAUUUAUUACUCUUGGGAAGGAAAUCCAAUCAAUAUAAGUUGUGAUGUGAACUCAAAUCCACCAGCAUCAAUCCAUUGGCGGAAAGAGAAGUUAGUCUUACCAGCUAGAAAUACCACUAAUUUAAAGACGUAUAGUGCAGGAAGAAAGAUGAUCUUAGAGAUUGCACCUACAUCAGACAAUGACUUUGGGAGAUAUAACUGCACAGCCACUAACCGUAUAGGAACAAGAUUUCAAGAAUAUAUUCUAGCGUUAGCUGAUGUGCCAUCCAGUCCCUAUGGAGUAAAGAUUAUAGAGCUGUCACAGACCACAGCCAAACUUUCUUUCAGCAAGCCGGACUCCCAUGGAGGUGUGCCUAUUCAUCACUAUCAAGUGGAUGUCAAGGAAGUGGCAUCAGAAACCUGGAAAAUAGUACGCUCCCAUGGAGUUCAAACAAUGGUUGUUUUGAGCAACCUGGAACCAAAUACAACUUAUGAAAUCAGGGUUGCAGCUGUAAAUGGAAAAGGGCAAGGAGACUACAGUAAAAUAGAAAUCUUCCAAACAUUGCCAGUUCGUGAACCAAGUCCUCCAUCCAUACACGGACAGCCAAGCAGUGGGAAGAGUUUUAAACUCAGUAUCACCAAACAGGAUGAUGGAGGGGCCCCUAUUUUGGAAUACAUAGUGAAAUAUAGAAGUAAAGAUAAGGAAGACCAGUGGCUAGAGAAGAAAGUGCAGGGAAAUAAAGAUCACAUUAUUUUGGAGCAUCUACAGUGGACAAUGGGAUAUGAAGUUCAAAUUACAGCUGCCAACAGAUUAGGAUAUUCUGAACCGACAGUUUAUGAGUUCAGCAUGCCACCAAAGCCCAACAUUAUUAAAGACACACUUUUUAAUGGUCUUGGACUUGGAGCAGUCAUUGGCCUAGGAGUUGCUGCACUUUUGCUAAUACUUGUGGUAACAGAUGUCAGCUGCUUCUUUAUUCGACAAUGUGGGCUACUGAUGUGCAUCACCAGGAGAAUGUGUGGGAAGAAAAGUGGCUCCAGUGGCAAAAGUAAAGAACUGGAAGAAGGGAAAGCUGCAUAUCUGAAAGAUGGAUCAAAAGAACCAAUAGUGGAGAUGAGAACAGAAGAUGAAAGAAUUACCAAUCAUGAAGAUGGGAGCCCAGUAAAUGAGCCAAAUGAAACCACACCGCUAACAGAACCUGAAAAAUUACCAUUAAAAGAAGAAAAUGGGAAAGAAGUCCUAAAUCCAGAAGCUAUAGAAAUUAAAGUUUCUAAUGACAUCAUCCAAUCAAAAGAAGAUGACAGCAAAGCAUAACAAUAUUACCGAGGCUUGAUGCACACUACAAAAGAGCAUUUGGAUUGCAGUGACCCUAUGACCAAAACUAUUCCACUGACCUUAAUUUCUUGGGAAAAUUCUAGCUUGGAAUAGCUUGUACACAUAUACAUAUGAUCAUAUACUCCUGCCCAUGGUCCAUUCCUUUUCGUUGUUGUUGUCGUGAUUGUUCUUUUUGUUAAGAAUUUCAGUACAGAGACUUGAUUGACACCAACUCUUGGGUUUCAAUUGGAUUAUAUGAUUGAAAUACUGCAAUUAAUCAUAUGGCUAAAGUGCUCUAUUUCUUAAGAACUUUGUCUUAUAACCAACAAACAUAUUUCAAACUCUCUAGCACAUGAGGGUGUGAUGAAAAUCAAAAGAAAACAAAAGCUUUCUGAUCUAAAUGUACAAGAAAGCCCUGCAUGUUUAUGAAACUUAUUUUGGGCCAAUGGAUUUAUAAAGUGGCUUUCAGCUUAAGAUGAAGGCACAUAGUAGAGGUUACACUUUUUAUCAGGGGAAUUUCAGGGAACCCAGGCUUGAAGAAGCCAGUAAUCUUUAGCAGAUAUUAAAAAUCAAGGAAUCUUUGGAGAACUCUUUCAACUAAUGAUUACAGUACAUUUUCAACAUUGAUUUUGAUAGAUUGAAGUAUCAGAUCAAAAUUGUUACCCACUUGAAAGAAUCUUAGUUGUGUGCAAAAUUAGAUUAGAAAGACUCCCUGAAUCUGUGUCUUUAUAUAUGCCGUAUUCAUUCAUAUUGGAUUACACAAAAAGUAAGUGUAUUACAAGUAAAAAUAAUAUUGAUUUUUGCCCUCAGCUUCAAAUAAAAUAAAUUGAAAUGGGAACAAUAUAAAUAUGGUGUCUUUCUUAAAGUUUUUGGUCCUUCAUUAAAUGAAAUUGGGUAAUGGAAAUUAAAGACAAACCUUAGUAGGAAGAGAAGUUACUUAACAUUUAAAUGUGCCAUAAAGUGUCAGUGAUCAACAAUUGAAUUGCCACUGUAUUUUUAUGCUGAAUGUCAUAGCUAGAAUUCAUUUUAAGAUUUGGUAAACAAUUUUGGUGGACAAAACUCCUGGAUUAUUCCACAUAAACUUUCUAAUAUCACUUGGUAGGGCCUAUACCAGAAUAAAAAUACAAAUUAACUUCCAAGCUAUGCAAGCUCCCAGAGGUAAAAGUCUAAAACAUGAUUUAACUUACAUAUAAGGAAAAAUGUAUUGCUAUGAAGAUAUAUAACCAUUGGGAGCAGGUUUUAGAUUAUCUUUUAAGUUAACCAGCCAAAGUUGUUUGUUUUUUUUUUUUUCCCCAUCACAUUGGUUACCUUUGGUUUUUCAGGUAUGGACUAAAUAGCUCAAAUAUUGCCUGAUAUGAGAACAUAUUCCAAUAGAACAUUGGAGAAAAUUUUAACAGUGCAGAGGGACCCACUUUAAGAAUAUCUCUUUUAUAGAGAUGAUUUCAUGAAAGAUUAAAUAUAAUAUUAGUUCCACUCAUGAAUGUUUUUAUUUACAAAGUGCUUUGAAACUGUCAACCAAGGAGAGACAAGUAAGUAAUUUUAUACUGUCCUUACUUUGCUGGCUGAUAGCAGAAUAUGACCAUCUGCAUAUUAAAGCAUUGCUAUAAAAUGCGGGGUUUUUAUGCAGGAAUCUCUCCUUGCUACCCAUUCUGGCAUAUUCAGAAGAAACAGAAAUUAUCCAGUGGUUAUUGACAGAUUGAUGGUUGGUGUUUAUGUUUGUCUGAUCAUUUGUUUUGUUUUAUUUUUCUGUGUUUUAUUUGUACCAAUGUGCUAAAACUAGUCAAAAUACUUGAAUUAGUUUGUUUGUGUAAAGUGGCAAGCUUAGUAAAAUGUUUAUGAAGUAAUAGCCAUGAAUGAUGAUUUGUCAUGGAUAGGGCCACUCAAUUUUACACUAAGGAUACUGAAAGAAUUCCACGACAGAAAACAAUUUCGCAUGUUUACUAUUGUUACGUUUGUGCUACACUGCAAGAACAGAGAAAUCAUAAUCUAGAGCAAAAUAUUUUUGUGUUUUCUCAAUUUUGAAAGUUCUGUUUUUUUCUUUGGACUUUCCAUGUGAAGCAAUUGACUUACAUAUUUCUUUAUAUAUAUAUAUGCUGUUAAAUUUCUUGUCACUCGUGGAGAAAUUAUAUGAAAUUCAUAGAUAAUUUGGAAAUAAUUGUGAACAGACUGUUUCAAGUGCACUAUUUCAGUUGUCUGAAUGAUCCUUACAUCUUGUCCUUGAAAUCCAUGCCAUGCAGAAACAAGGUAUUACUGUGAAAAACUUUUACUUUUUUGACAUUUCAAUGGAAUGCUCUGAGUUACAUUAAUUGUAAGUUUCCAAGUAAGAAAUGGCUUGUAGUAAAUUGCAAAAUUUGAAUAGAACUGAAAUAACCUAUUUCUUAUUUUUAUUUUUCAUUCUUAUUCUAGACUAAAUAUAUCCAUAUAACUGUGUGUAUGUUAUUUUUAUUGUCUGGAGUACUCUUAAAUGUUCGUAUAAAAUGUUAAGAUUUGACUGAAUAUAAGUACUGUUAAGAUAUCUGAAUCCUAUGCUAUUUUAAACCACGAAGCAAAAAUGUCACUGAAAACAUUGAUAUUUCUAAGUAGGUUAUAUUCAUUUAAAUAAUGACAGCCUAUAGAAGGAAACAGUAAUAUAAGAAUUUUAAUAACUAUUUUGUUUAAAAAUUGACACAAAUUAAUGUGUCAACUUGUUUAACAAUGAUUUGCAAAUGAAUUACUUAGAAAUUGUGAUUUUUACAGAUUUAUUUAUUAUUUUUGUGGGAUAAGACAUAUUACCAUUUUAUUAAUACUAAUAUCUAACAAUGUACUGUCUAUGUUUUACUUUAUUUUUAAUAUUAAUACCUACAAAGUCAUUUUUUCAAAGGCUAUUUAAUUCAGAAAAAUUCAUAUGUGUUAGUAUUUGAAUUAAACAUUUAUAGAAAUAGAUGUUAUUAAUCAAAUUAUUUAUUUUAGUGCCAAUAAUUAAUUAUAAAUUUAUAAUCAUAUCUUCAUUUUAUUCUUUGUAUUUUAAAUAAUUAAUAUGUAUUUGUGCCUUUGAAUUAGCAUGAUAUUCUCCUUUAUCAAAAGAACAACUAAAACUGCCAUCACAGAUAUAUUUUGCUCACACUUAUGACACUGGCAUUAUACUUAGUUACAUUAAAUGAAUUAUCUCAAUUAAAACUCAUUUGCCUUGAAGAUAAAAUCUAAAUUAUGCUCUUUAAUUCAUUUGCACUUCUGAAAAUUCUUUUUAUAUGUACACAAAAUAUUUUUAAUGUGUUCUGCACUAUCCUUUUUGACAAUAAAUACAUUCUGGAUAUUGUUGGAACUGAGUCACUAGACAGUUGUAAGACAAAGGCAGCAAAUGAUUUUUUAAAAUAGGGAAAAUUAUGGUGGUGUCAGUUGGGUCUUCAUUACUCCUGUUGAUAUAUAUUUGAUUUGGGAUCAUAAAUCAUCCUUGUGAUGAUAAGAUAAUCACUGAUGAAACUAUCUACAAAUGAAAUGGUAGGAAUAUUCUUUCGUUUAUUAAUUUAGGAAAUAUUGGCAUAACAUUAUAAUUAUUUAUGAAAUCAGCAGUGUUCUUUUUCAUGGAGAAUAACAUAAAUUUCAAUUUGAAUUCCUCAUGGAGAUCUUUUACAAAAUUAUAUCCAGAGUGCUUAUUCAACAAAAUUUAAGAGCAAAUGAAAAUAUUUUUAAAUGAUAUUAUUAGCAUUAUUUAUGCCUAAAGAGAAAUAUUGACAUCUUAUUCUUAACCCUGUGGAGCAGUCUUACAUAUUCUCUCAAAUUGAAAUUGCAUAUGGAUAUAUUGACACAUAGUAAAUUUAAAUUGUGGAAAGUCAAAUAAAUGAAAUGCUCUAAUACUCAAAUUGAAAUCUUUCAAGAAAUCAUUUUAUGCAUGGUCUUAAUGAUGUUCCAAGAUGAAACAAUUAUGUGUGUCAAUGAGAAAGUGAUAAAACAGCCUAGCCAUAGUAGUUGCUGAGUAGAUGUAAUUUUCUUCCAAAUUCCACCCUUUCUUUUUUAAAAAUUGCAUUUACCCAUAUAGAAGCAGCUAUUUGAAGAUGUUAUACAAGAAUGUUAAAGAUUAAUUAUUUCCUUUCUUAUAAAAGUCAGAGGCUUUUAUAUUAUAUACAAUGGUAAAUAUUUAUUUAAUAACAAUAUUCUUAGAUAAAGUUCAUUAUUCACUAUAGGAUUUCACUAGUAAACUAUUAAUUGGUAUCACAUCUUUAAAUUUUCUUUUUUGGAAAUUUUCACAUUUCUGGCCACACAAUAUUUCUAAUUAUUAUUAUAAAAAUUGUCCAUAUGCAUUUAAAUAUUGCAACUCUAAUUUUUGUUCUCUCUUUUUUUAAUAAUAGUUUUUUUUUUAAGAGUAGAUAGACACAACACAAUGCCUUUAUUUUUUUUUUUUUUUAAUAUGGUGCUGAGGAUCGAACCCGGGUUCUGCCCGUGCUAGGAGAGUGCUCUACUGCUGAGCCACAAUCCCAGCCCCUAAUUUUUGUUUUCUGACAUGAAAAUACGUUUCCUUUGACAUCUGGAUUUAGCUUUCCAUGGAAGAGAAUAAAUAAAGCAACAACUAUUGGAGCAUUUCAGUCACAAGCAGACAGGAGAGUAGAGGGCAAAUGAAAUGAAAGGAUCCAGAAAGGCAAACUGAACUUCUACAUUUGGAAUAGUAAGAAGGACCUGGCUGUGAGAAAGGCUGGGCCAGGGAGUAGCGACAUUGCAUAUAUGAAAGUUAAGGCCAAUAAUACUGAUAGUAAGGAGAAAAAUCUACUGAAAUCCAUAAGGGAAAGUUAACAGAGCUAGAACCUAUGAUUCAAUCUACAAAUUUUUUUACAAAACAAUGCGUACUAUAAAAUAAAUGGUAUUGUUAAGAGCAAACAUAGUUGUUCCAGCUCUUAAAGAAAUGUUCAUGGAUUAGCAUUUGCUUCUAACCCUUGUUAGAAAUAGAUGAACUUCUUAGAAACAAAUUUUUUGGUAUGUGAAUUCUAUGCUGUGUUCAGUAUGCAUUAAAACAUACUACAUUUUAUUUUCUUUAACUUAUAUAUUCCAUUCAAAUUCUAUAUUCUUAUGUUAGCUACCAUGAGAUUUUCUUAUUGUUUCAAUAUAGUAUGUCCCUAUGAAAUGCUGUAUAUAUAUAUGUCUAAACUGUAAAAAUUAUACUGCAAAUGUUGAAGUUUUGUAUUUAUGAGAGACAUUGAAAGUAUGGCUUAUGGUAUAUCAAAAUUGUCACUCUUCACCAUUUGUAUAUUAAUAGUAAAGAUACUUUUACUUUAAUAAA
Molecule: messenger RNA, 7954 nt
Organism: Marmota monax (woodchuck)
Lineage: Eukaryota; Metazoa; Chordata; Mammalia; Rodentia; Sciuridae
Gene: Ncam2
Product: neural cell adhesion molecule 2
Exons: 18
Coding region: 193-2706 (837 amino acids)
Biological process (GO): cell adhesion
Cellular component (GO): membrane
Molecular function (GO): protein binding
Source: RefSeq, a predicted model, not a curated record